Molecule: messenger RNA, 348 nt
Organism: Verticillium dahliae VdLs.17
Lineage: Eukaryota; Fungi; Ascomycota; Sordariomycetes; Glomerellales; Plectosphaerellaceae
Exons: 1
Coding region: 1-348 (115 amino acids)
Source: RefSeq, a predicted model, not a curated record
AUGUCCAAACGCGACCCAGACGCCCCCCCCUCCUACAACGAGGCCAUCUUGUCAUCCCCGUCAUCUUCCUCUCCGCCCUCCCCAUCCCCAACAACCGUCUCAGCGCACCUCGCCACGCUCCCCGCCCGCCUCCGUGCCCGCCGCCCCGCCCUCGACACGCACGACCAAGACCUCCUCACCCUCCUCAUCCCCGACGUACAAGCCCACCUCGCCGCCCUGCACGCGGCGCCCCGUCGCGGCGCCCCACCGCCCCGCGCCGGCCAGUUGACCCUCGUGCCCGCCCGCCGCGGUCCCGGCGUCGUGGCGAUCCCAACCAUAGUGCCAAUCGGGCCGAAAGAAGCACUGUAA